AUGUGUGCGCUCGACGGAGCGCGCCGCCAGCCCGCGCGGCGAGCGAGCUUCCACGAGGGGGUCGAAGUAACCUCUGCCGGGAGGCGUCUGCCCGCCUGCUGGCCGCUGUCUGCUGGCUGCGGGCGGCGGCAUGCAGCUGGGUGCCAUGCACGCUUCGUUGAUGGGAUGUUCGUUGACCGUUGCAUUACGCUGCAGCCUGCCGCCGUCCGUUACAAGCUAUGUUCCUUCCGCCGCGGCGGGGCCACUUACCAGUACAGACGGUAUGGGAUCUUGGACGCCACCGCGCCGCGAGGGCUUGGCUGCGCAGCAGGAGAUCAGCUGUACAGUCCAGCGUUGGUAGAUGUUUCGGCGCCUCCGCCGCCCUCGUGCACAGGCGGCCGUCAGGCCAGCGGGGGCAGGAUGGAGCUGCUUCCGGGCGAGGGCUUCGCGAUCGUGGUCAUCGCCUCCCUCACCGCGGUCGCUGGCGCCGUCGUGCCAGCACCGGGAUGA
Messenger RNA from Prorocentrum cordatum, 489 nucleotides. Lineage: Eukaryota; Dinophyceae; Prorocentrales; Prorocentraceae. The record is from the annotation of a GenBank genome assembly.